CGUGUCGUAGGUAUGGAUCAGAGGCUUUCUCAGUUGGUGGAAGAGCUCACGACCUCGGGGGAACCCCAGCUGGACCCUGAGAAAACCAAGGCACUGAAGAGGAUCUGCAAGUCUUCAGAGGAGCAGCUCGGCCAUGCCUAUCACCUGCUGAUGACUCAGCUGAAGCAGGAGCACGCCGAGAUCCGCCUCUCAGCCUUCCAGAUCGUGGAUGAACUCUUCGCCAGGUCUCACCAGUUCAGGAUGCUGGUCAUUUCCGACUUCCAGGAGUUCCUGGAGCUCACACUGGGCACGGACCACGGGCAGCCCCUGCCACCGCCCAGGGAGGCAGCCCAGAGGCUCAGGCGGGCGGCCAUGCGGGCCGUGCAGGGGUGGAGUGAAAAGUUCGGUGAGGCCUAUAAGAAGCUUGCCUUGGGCUACCACUUCCUGAGACACAACAAAAAGGUGGAUUUUGAAGAUGUGAGUGCUCGGACUCUGGCAGAAAGGAAGAGGGAGGAAGAGAAGCAGAAGCGCUUGGAUAAAGUCUGCAGGGAAAGAGCCGAGCAGGCCGAGCGAGAGAUGGAAGAAAUGUCUGAAGAAAUUGGAUCCUGCCUGACAGAAGUGGAGAACUGCUUUAGGCUGCUGGUGCCAUUUGACUUGGGCCCGAGCCCAGAGGCCAAGUUCCUUGACGAGGCUGCUGGCACGUCUGAUAAGGGUGCCCCUCGCUCUUCGAGCCUAGGCUGGGCAGCCCCUUGCUGGUCUGGCACCCUCAACUCCCAGGACGAAGAGCAGCCGUGCUGCAGCAAGGACCUGCCUGCCUCUGCACGCCAUGCAGGAGCCGUGGGCACUGGGGCACAGCCUCUCCACACAGCCCCAGGGGACCCCUCAGAUGAUGAGGAGGAGGACAGUGACCGGGAAGAGUUUGUGCGGAGCCAUGGGCUCGGCUCACACAAGUACACGCUGGAUGUAGAGCUCUCCUCAGACAGCCUGAAGGUGCAGGAGAACGAGGACAACCUUGAUGUGGUCCAUGCUGCCCGGGACGCACUCAAGCUUAUCCGGAACAAGUUCCUGCCCGCCGUGUGUUCCUGGGUCCAGCGGUUUACCCGUGCAGGGACCCACGGUGGACACUUGAAGCAUGCCAUCAACCUGAAGAUGGAACUAGAGCUGGCUCUGAGGAAAUGCAAGGAGCUCGAUAUCGAACCUGAAGGCCGGCAGAGGCACAGGACAGAAGCCCUUGGGGAUGCAGAGGAAGAUGAGGAGGACGAGGACUUCGUGGAGGUUCCAGAGAAGGAGGGGUACGAGGCCCACAUCCCCGGCCACCUACGGGCCGAGUACGGGCUAGAGCCAGCUCCGCUGCAGACUCUGGAGAAAGACCCAGCUGCGCAGGGCUUGCAGGCGAGGAUGAGAACGAGGAGGGACGAGGAGGCGGCCGACCCCACCUCUGCUGCUGCCCAACUGGAGCGGCUCCGGGGCCACUUGCCCCCGCUCUCCUCCACCAGCCCCUCUAGGUCACCGCUGGGGCCAGAAGAAACCCAGAAGCUGGUGGCAGAGCGGGCACGGGCACCCAUUGUGCCCUUCGGAGUGGACCUGUGCUACUGGGGUCAGGAGCAGCCGUCAGCUGGGAAGAUUCUCAAAUCCGACUCUCAGCACCGCUUCUGGAAGCCUAGCGAGGUAGAGGAGGAAGCAGACAGUGCAUACGUCUCUGAGAUGCUCCGGAGCCGCCACAUCACCUUUGCGGGAAAGUUCGAGCCUGUGCAGCACCGGUGCCGCGCCCUGAGGCCAGAUGGCCGGCUCUGUGAGCGCCAAGACCGGCUGAAGUGCCCCUUCCAUGGGAAGAUCAUCCCGAGAGACGACGAGGGGCGACCUCUUGACCCGGAGGACAGGGCCCGGGAGCAGAGGCGGCAGCUGCAGGAGCAGGAACGCUCGGGCUGGCAGGACCCCGAGUUUGUGAGAGACGUGGAGGCAGCCACGGGGGAAGACCUGGGCUCAUCCAGGCUCGGCAGGAAGGGCAGAACGAAGAGGCGGCGGCAGCACCCCCACCUCACCGACCUGACGCAGCAGGCAGACACUGCCCGGGCACGCCUCGGGAAGAAAGUCUUCGCCAAGGCAGCUGUGCGGAGAGUGGUUGCGGCCAUGAACCAGAUGGACCGGAAAAAGCACGAGCGGUUCUCAAACCAGUUUAACUACGCACUGAAUUAGAGCACCGGCCAGAUUUGGGAGACCACCUCUAUCAUACAUUAAAGUCCUGUGUACAGUGGUUAUGUCUGGACUUUCUGGCCUGUCUGCCUAGUCAUCUGUUGUUACCAUACUGUUUUAAUUACUGUACCUUUGUAAUGCAUUUCUGUGUCAAAAGCCCCUUUUAUAUUUCUGUUCUCCUGAGGUAAAGUUGGAAGAGGAGAGGGUGUUUUGUAAAAUUUAAUUCAGGACUAAUUUGUUACCCUGGUGUUUCUUGCAUCAGAUCUUUUAAUGAAUCUUCAUGAAUAUUUAUUAAAAGACAAGCCAGCGGC
This is a messenger RNA of Galeopterus variegatus (Sunda flying lemur), 2483 nucleotides long. It is a transcript of the gene UVSSA, whose product is annotated as UV-stimulated scaffold protein A. Gene Ontology annotation, cellular component: chromosome. Gene Ontology annotation, biological process: transcription-coupled nucleotide-excision repair; response to UV. Gene Ontology annotation, molecular function: RNA polymerase II complex binding. Lineage: Eukaryota; Metazoa; Chordata; Mammalia; Dermoptera; Cynocephalidae. The record is from RefSeq and is a predicted model, not a curated record. Bases 13 to 2175 code for a protein of 720 amino acids. The transcript has 14 exons.